CCUGAUUUUGCUCUUAGAAAGAAAACAUUCUCAUCAGAUGAUGAGCUUCAUGAAACCCCCAACAAAAAAAUUAAAAUUAAUAGAGACAAAAAUCCACCUACACCAAAAGUCCCGCCUGCACCAAAACCUCCAGCACCUCUAAAAUACAUCAAGACAAAAGGUCCUGUUGUACGACCUCUGCUUACAACAAGCAAAGCAGUGAACUCUUUCAGCAAUUCACUUGUUAAUCACCACCAAAGGGCCAUGGAGAAGCCGCAGCAGGCCCGUUUUGAGACUUUCCCCAGCUGUCAAGCUCCAGAUGUUCCCAUGAGCUUCUCCCAGGCAGAUGAGCCACAAGAUGCUUGGGGUGAACACUCACCUGGCAUUCAAGAGAAUGCAUUUUCUUUGCUGAGACCUUCAAGUUCCAAGCAAGAAAGAACACAGCACCGCCAGCUGGAAACUUGGGAAGAACACCCAUCUAUCACUCAAGCUGUUCCAGUGAGCUUGUCCAAUGAAAAUGAGCAAGAGGAUGCUUGGGGUGAACACCCAUCUAACUUUCAAGAGAACACAAUCUCUGAACAGAGAUCCUCAAGUACCCACCAGCCAAGAACAAAUAGUGCUUCUGGUGUGAGACGAUGGAGCUGCAUCACUAAUCAAUGUACACCUGUUGAGAGGACAAUUCUGGAGGCACUUAAUGAACUGGACAUGAAGAUCAAUCAUCUGACUUCAGUGGUCCAGUCCCUUGCAGCAAACAACCGUUCCAGUGCUCCAGUGGUGGACAGCGAGGAUGAUGUCUUUCCUCUCACAACCAUGGAGGAACUAGACAAACUGGAAAGACAAUUAUCAGAAAAAGCAAUGAUGCAAAAGAUGGUGAACAGGUUAUCCAUCAGUGGAGGACACACACUAAAGAAAACAAUAUGGAGAAUAUGCUCCAAAGUGUUUGGUCCUGUAGCCAAACAGCUGAACUGGUGUGGUAGGGGAGAAAAGCGAGGGAUCAGGAAAACAAACAUAGGAGCACUCCUAAUAGGUGGAGACCAAGGUGGGAUCAGAGGAAUAAAGGACCAGAGCCCAAGUACAGCCGCAGGCCUGGAGGUCCACCUUAUAGCUGAAGCUCGAGGGAUCAAAGAGCCAUGA
Molecule: messenger RNA, 1113 nt
Organism: Carassius carassius (crucian carp)
Lineage: Eukaryota; Metazoa; Chordata; Actinopteri; Cypriniformes; Cyprinidae
Exons: 12
Coding region: 244-1113 (289 amino acids)
Source: RefSeq, a predicted model, not a curated record